GGACGUCUAGUCGUUGGUUUGAAGGAGUGAGAGAGAGUCAUGUCCAGGCUAAACAGGUGCUAUCCACACACAAUUACUUCCCUGCUGGGUACCCUUUCCAUACUGGUAACCAGCAGCUGGGCCUACCCUUUCCCCUACCCUGAUGCUGAGGGCACACUCCAUCACUUGGGUGGCGGUUACGGGGUGACAGGCGGGGGCGCAAUAGGGGCGCACGCCGGUGGGGCCUACCUGGGGGGCGCAAUCCACCCUGGGGGCGGUGGACCGGCCCCCAUAGUGCAGAAACACAUUUACGUGCAUGUGCCGCCCCCCGAUCCAGAUUUCCAGGGGCCUAGGCAGCCGGUAAUACCGCCUCCGCCCCCGAAAAAGCACUACAAGAUUGUGUUCAUCAAGGCCCCAUCGUAUCCUCAGGUACAAGCACCGGUCAUUCCGGCACCUCAGAGCGACAUUGAGAAGACAUUGAUCUAUGUGUUGCAUCGCAACCCGACUGACGCGGCUCCAAUCGUCAUUCCAACUGCCAAGCCCACACAGCCUGCCAAGCCUGAAGUCUACUUCAUUCGCUACAAAACCAAGAAGGAACUGGGAGGUCCAGGAGGAGGCCAUGGAGGAGGCUCCCCCCACCACUACGCUGACGACGACUACACAGCUGUUUUCGACCACGCUGGCGCCCCGCCUACUGGCCAAUCACAGCCAUCGGCCACAGCGACUAGCCACACCCACAGCCACGCCCACUCCUUCAGCAGCCGGGCCCACAGUUUCUGCCUCGUCAGCAGCUGCCGUCAGCAUACUUCCGCGCGGAAAGAAUGUGCAUAGGCGAUAAAAUAUUGACGAAAUUAUCAAGGGAAAGAUAAAUUGAAAUACUGUAAAUUGAAUAAUUUAAGUAUGGUGAAAUGAGAACAAUCAUAAUGUAAGGUGAUUUGUUAUUGAGGUGAAAGAAUAUAGAGGGUGUUUCAAAAUUGUGAUGGUAAUAGACGAGUGAUCAAAAAAUAUAAAAGUUGUUGAAAAUUUAGUUUUAAAAAAGAUGAUCUUUGUUGAAAUAAUAAAUAAUAAAUUGCUGAUCUUUUAAGUGAAAACUUGUAGGUUCUAUUGUUGAACAGUUGGUUAUACUGUAAUUAAGUGUGAUUCGAUACUUUUUUCUUGUAUUGUUACAAUGAUUUGAUUCUGGGUCUAGGGUUAAGGAGAAUGGUCAAGAUCAAAGUAACUGGUUAUCGAGUCAAGGUAGGAAUGAUGGAUAGGAUUUAAAUUCCAAUUGAAUUUUUUGAGGGUAUUAAAACAAAUUCUUCGAAAUUCAAAGUGAUUACUGAAGAAGUCCUUUAUUAUUCAGACAGAAACUAUUGACCUGUUAUAUUUAUUUUGAUUUUGUUUCAAAUACUCAAUUAAUGCAUUUUUACUCAACUUCAGAAAGUAGCUUCAAUUAGUGGGAAAAUAUUCAUUCUCUUGAAUUAUUAUUACCUUCUUUUCAAUCCCUUUAUUAAACAUCAAGGUAAAUUCGUUCUUCGUGUUAGAAAGUUAUAAUAUUUCAUAUUAUUCAAAGUAUAUAAUUUUCAAUCUUCUAUUUUCCAAAAAAAUAGAAUUAAUUCUCUUCAUGUAACAUGAUAUUAUAAUCAUUGUUUCAAUUGAUUUAAAGUGAUCUGUAAUGAGUUUUGAAGAGAUCGAUUGGAAGACAUUUAUGCUACAGAGUAUUCUCAAUAGAUAAUGAUGCUCAAUCUUAUCAUUCACGAGAAGAGAUUAUCAUAUUCUAAUCUCUCCUAGAAUAUAAUAUCAGAACAGUAUCUUCUCUGAAGGCUACCUAUGAAUGUCUGGAAAAUUUUGUACAUUGGAAAACUAUAAUUUCUCCAAUACUACAUUCAAUUAUCGGUUUAUGAACUUCGCGUUGUAAACAUGAGCCAUUUAAGAAUUUUCUACUUGUAUAAUAUUAUCAUGUUUUAGAAAUAAAAUAAUCUAGAAGUUAUAAAAUAAACGUUUAUCAA
Molecule: messenger RNA, 1967 nt
Organism: Nilaparvata lugens (brown planthopper)
Lineage: Eukaryota; Metazoa; Arthropoda; Insecta; Hemiptera; Delphacidae
Exons: 4
Coding region: 40-810 (256 amino acids)
Source: RefSeq, a predicted model, not a curated record